AUGGGAACAAAAAUCAAAGCACUUGUACUUCAGGCAAAAGGUGGAGAACAAGUCGUUAAAGAAGUAGAUAAACCUGUUCCAAAAGCCAAGCCAAAUGCAGCCAUUCCUGGUGAAAUCGGUGACUUAUUGGUUAACGUCAAAGCUGUGGCUUUAAACCCUGUUGACUGGAAACAAGCUGAUGCAGGAUUUUUUAUCGAUGCAUAUCCUGUUACGCUCGGUAGCGAUGCGGCCGGAAUUGUUGAAGCCGUAGGCGAAGGAAUUACCGAGUUUUCCGUAGGUGAUGAAGUUUUGGCUUUUACAAAACUUGGAGUUCCUGGUGGAUAUGGCGCCUUUUCGGAAUACUCUCUAUUCGAAGCUGCUACCACAAUUAAGAAACCACCUUUUUUUUCUUGGGAACAAGCCGCAACAAUUCCUGUCGGAACAUUAACAGCAGCAAUCGGAUUAUAUCAUGAAUUGAAUUUACCACUUCCUACAGAGAAUCCAAGUUGGUUUCGUGAAGAAUUUAUUCUGAUUUGGGGAGGCUCUUCCUCAGUCGGUUCGUAUGCUGUACAACUUGCAGCUAAUACAGGACUCUCGGUUAUAGCAACAGCUUCUCCUAAAAAUCAUGAUUAUCUUAGAUCAAUUGGAGCUGCUUACGUUAUCGAUUACAAUGCACCUGAUGUUAUCGAUCAAAUUAAUUCUAUUACUAAUAAUCAGUUAAAAUACGUUUUUGAUAUUAUUGGUUCAGAAUCUUCUAAUAUUGGAUUAAAAGUUUUGGCACCAAAUGGAAAACUCGCACAUACAUCAGAAGGUCCAACUGAUACCAAGGACGAUGUUCAAAUUAAGCGUGUUGUUCUUGGUGUGGCUCAUAGAGAUACUCAAGGUUUUCUCAAAACUGUUAAUAAACUUGCAAAAGUUAUUGAACAGUUACUUUUUGAAGGUAGAAUACAACCAAAUAAUAUUGAAGUUAUUGAAGGUGGACUUAAUGGUAUUCCUUCUGGAUUACAAAAAUUGAAGGAAGGUCGUGUUAGCGCAACAAAAUUAGUGGCUAAAUUUGAUUAA
Funneliformis caledonium is the source of this 1041-nucleotide messenger RNA. The record is from the annotation of a GenBank genome assembly. NCBI's taxonomy places the organism in Eukaryota, Fungi, Glomeromycota, Glomeromycetes, Glomerales, Glomeraceae.